AUGAGAAAAGAAUACGAAAAUAAGAUUUCAGAUACAGGAGAAUGCUUUAGUUAUGUAAUGAUCCAUCCAGAUUCACUCUUUGGUUUAUCUGGUAAAAAGCUUACACUGAAAAAGAGUGAUCAAAUGGAAUUUGUGGAUGUUGCAAAAGAAUUAAAUAAGGAAUUGGAUCUAUCUCAUUAUUUUGAAAAUACUAUUACUGCACUUUGUGCCUGA
Messenger RNA from Dentiscutata heterogama, 213 nucleotides. The record is from the annotation of a GenBank genome assembly. NCBI's taxonomy places the organism in Eukaryota, Fungi, Glomeromycota, Glomeromycetes, Diversisporales, Gigasporaceae.